Messenger RNA from Drosophila busckii, 1425 nucleotides. It is a transcript of the gene Cpsf5, whose product is annotated as cleavage and polyadenylation specificity factor subunit 5. The record is from RefSeq and is a predicted model, not a curated record. Lineage: Eukaryota; Metazoa; Arthropoda; Insecta; Diptera; Drosophilidae. The transcript is spliced from 4 exons. The coding region runs from base 199 to 810 and encodes 203 amino acids. Gene Ontology annotation, molecular function: mRNA binding. Gene Ontology annotation, cellular component: mRNA cleavage factor complex.
GUUAAUUUUCGCAACAAAAAAGCGGCAAAGUGUAGAAAAUAACAUAAAACAAUAGAUAAACACAGUAAACAAGUAUAUUAAGUUUGAAAGUAAGCCGUGUCUGCGUGUGUGCAAUUCGUGGCAUACGUGUCUACCGGGAAUUUAAACAGAAUUUAAAGUUUUCUCAUUGCCCAGUGCCGGCAGUGUGUGUAUAACAAGAUGGCGUCCUCACAAGUCUCAAACAAAUCGGGCUCCGGGUGGCCGCGGCGUGGAAGCCAAGGUCAUGCUGAUAGCAAUAUAACUAACAAUGGCACGCAAAAAUACGCGCCGAAUCAAGUACUUACCAUAAAUCGCACAAUUAAUCUCUAUCCACUGACCAACUACACAUUCGGCACAAAGGAGCCACUGUUUGAAAAGGAUCCAUCAGUGCCGUCACGCUUCCAACGUAUGCGCGAAGAAUUUGAUCGAAUUGGCAUGCGCCGUUCAGUGGAGGCAGUUUUGUUGGUGCACGAACAUGGACUACCACAUGUGUUGCUGUUGCAGCUGGGCACAACGUUCUUUAAAUUGCCAGGUGGCGAGCUAAACGCAGGCGAAGAUGAGGUGGAGGGCCUUAAGCGGUUGCUCUCAGAGACGCUGGGACGUCAAGAUGGAGUCAAGCAAGAUUGGAUUGUUGAGGACACAAUUGGCAAUUGGUGGCGACCAAACUUUGAGCCACCACAAUAUCCGUACAUUCCGCCGCAUAUAACCAAGCCAAAAGAGCAUAAACGCCUGUUCUUGGUGCAAUUACAUGAAAAGGAUACGGACAGGAACGCCAGUUACGAUGUACCCUGAGCUGAGCAGUUCCAAUAGCGCCGUGUUGUGUUGUGUUAUCUCUCACGCAUCUGGCAUCUGCCCAACCAAGCAUAGAGCUCUUCCCCCUACGCUCGACACUCAAGAGUGCAAACAAACAAAACUGAACAAACAAACAAAACAGAAAUGAAAAAGAAUCAGAAUGGCCCCAAGGCGCACAUUGUAUAGUUUUUAUCCUAGUUCGUCGGCUCUAAAUCAAUUUGUUGUACAAAAGACUUAUUUUCACAAUUGUAUUUGUUGCUCUCAGAGUUGUUGGCAUAUUUUGUGUUUUUGUUGCGCAAGAAAAUCUUCGCAAUGUCUUUGAAUGUUUAUGUUGUUUAUAUAAUUUUGUAAAUAUGUCGACAUUUCUAUUAAUCGGAGAGCGAAGGCAACUAUUCUAAGCCCGGGCAGGCAGUCAACAGUAUGUGCAUUGUAAAAUUAACAACUGGUUGUUGUUUGUCAAAUGUUCGCAAAUCUCGCGUGUUGUGCUGAUUUGGGAUCAUGGCGAGCACAACUGGGCUAGGCAGGCCAAUUAAUUAGACGCGCUUCUAUUAAAAUAGUUUAAGCACUCGUUUAUGUAACAACAACUAUUAUAAAGCUCUGUGUUUAGCAGUCACU